This is a messenger RNA of Didymosphaeria variabile, 747 nucleotides long. RefSeq lists its product as uncharacterized. Lineage: Eukaryota; Fungi; Ascomycota; Dothideomycetes; Pleosporales; Didymosphaeriaceae. The record is from RefSeq and is a predicted model, not a curated record. The transcript is spliced from 2 exons. Bases 1 to 747 code for a protein of 248 amino acids.
AUGUCGGUGACUUAUUUCUGGACGCCUACGUUGACGAAGCUAUCGGUUUUGACAUUGAUCCAUCAGGUUUAUCAUGCGAAGUGGGGAAAAAGAAGCGCCUGGAUUACCGGUGCCUGCAUUGUUGUAUACACCAUCGUACUGACGGUGCUGGUAACCGGACCCUGCGAUCCGCUCCAUGGGAGCGUUGUGUGCCUCACGCACGCUGGUACUGCCCAUGCUGCCUUGAACAUCAUUUCAGAUGUAUUAGUCAUUGGCCUGCCAAUUCCUUUGGUCCACCAACUCCAGAUGCCAACGCGCCAGAAGGUCUCAGUAGGAAUACUGAUGACUUUGGGCUCAUUCUGUGUCGUCGCAUCAAUUGGCAGGAUCGCGUUUGUGAACGACAUCCAAGACAAUCCGGACAUUACGUGGUGUCAAGCUAGAGUUGGGGUGUGGUCGGCUAUUGAGUUGAACAUUGGGAUCCUAGGUGCCAGCUUGGCUCGCCUCAAACCCUUUGUUCAAAGGUACUUUCCAUCGUUAUCGACAACUAUCGUCUCGACUGGGCAGAAAUAUGCAGGUUCAAGUGGAUUCAAUGACAGCAAGCAGCGGCCGGGUCGCGACGAAUACCUCCUACACAGCAUCCAAAGGAGCGGUGUGCACACUUCUGAUGGACAAGGAGACCGUGGAGGGAUCAAUGUGAAGUCUGACAUCUACGUUACGCAGUCUGAGCAAGCUUCAGAGAAUGCUGACGUUCAAAAGAACUGGAAAUAG